CUUAAACAUGUCGCUGCCUCCCGCAUCGGGCCUGAAUCUUUUUCUGGUCGUCUGUCUCCCGAGUCGGUCAAGUCCUGGUUGACCUUUCGAAAUUCUGACCUCUUUCUUUCCCUUGCGGGUUCUGAUACUCUUCUUUCCUUUAUCUACUCUGUCCUUGCUGCUCCACCCACGAUUGCUUCUGUAUGGAGUAAAAGGUCUACCAGCUACCCAAGCGAUAUCAUCGUCCGUGACCUUCUCAUCCAGAAGGUGGGAUACCAUCAAUCCCCAUGCACAACAUGCAACAACCGGAGGAUGGUGUGACCUCCAUGGAGAAGACUGCCGAUGCAACACAGGCAGAGCAGCCCUCAUCGCAAUCGUCCAAUGCCGACAAUGAAAAGCUGCGCGGCAAGCACUCCGUCUCGGGCUCGACCGAUGUGGGCAAGGAUCAAGGGCCGAAUCCUCUAGCUGGAGCUGCUCCGGCCGAGGCCGAUGACCUAGAUGCCCUCUUUGCCCAUCUCCCCGAGCAAGAGAAGGAGAUCUUGAAGAAACAGCUCGACGGUCCGGUUGCCAACGUCGGCUUCCUCACUCUCUUUCGAUAUGCCUCCAGAAACGACAUGCUGGUUAUCUUUGUCAGCGCUAUUUGUGCCAUUGCUGCAGGUGCCGCGAUGCCUUUGUUCACACUUCUUUUUGGUUCUCUUGCCUCGUCCAUGUCGACUGUCAUGUACGAUCCAAAUGCCAAUUUUGAUUCGUACUACCAUACGUUGACACACAAUGUCUUGUACUUCAUCUAUCUCGGUAUCGGAGAGUUUGUCACCGUCUACAUCAGCACUGUUGGGUUUAUCUAUGCGGGAGAACACAUUACGCAAAAGAUUCGCGAGCAUUAUCUCGAGGCCAUUCUGAAGCAAAACAUGGCUUAUUUCGAUAAACUGGGUGCUGGUGAAGUGACCACCCGCAUUACCGCUGACACCAAUCUCAUCCAAGACGGUAUCUCUGAGAAAGUCGGACUGACCUUGACGGCGAUUGCCACCUUCGUGACGGCGUUUAUCAUCGCCUACAUCAAAUUUGCGAAACUAGCAGCCAUCUGUACCUCUACCAUUUUUGCCCUGGUUCUUGUCAUGGGAGGCGGAUCUAAAUUCAUCGUCAAGUACAGCAAGCAGUCUUUGACUAGUUACGGCGCAGGCGGAACAGUCGCAGAGGAAGUCAUCAGCUCUAUCCGAAAUGCCACCGCGUUCGGCACUCAGGAAAAACUUGCCAAACAAUACGAAAGUCACUUGGCUGAGGCAGAGAAAUGGGGAAUCAAGGUGCAAGUUAUUCUCGGAAUCAUGAUUGGCGCUAUGUUUGGCAUCAUGUUCAUGAACUACGGCCUUGGUUUCUGGAUGGGCUCCCGCUAUCGUGUCGCUGGUGAGGUCGAUGUGGGCCAAGUUUUGACUAUUCUCAUGUCCAUUCUGAUCGGCUCAUUCAGUCUGGGUAAUGUCGGCCCCAACAGCCAGGCUUUCACGAAUGCCAUCGCAGCAGCUGGUAAGAUUUACAGCACAAUCGAUCGCCCAUCGCCAUUGGACCCAUUUUCAGACGAAGGCAAGACGCUUGAUCACUUUGAAGGCAACAUCGAAUUCCGUAAUAUCAAGCACAUCUACCCUUCGCGACCAGAGGUGACGGUGAUGAAGGACGUUUCUCUCACGAUGCCUGCAGGAAAGACAACCGCGUUGGUCGGCCCCUCUGGAUCUGGAAAGAGUACUGUCGUUGGAUUGGUGGAACGCUUCUAUCUUCCAGUUGGGGGCACGGUUUCCCUCGAUGGCCAUGACAUCCAGACUCUCAACCUUCGUUGGUUGCGCCAGCAAAUCUCCCUUGUCAGCCAGGAACCUAUUCUUUUCGGAACCACCAUCUAUGCGAACAUUCGUUACGGUCUCAUAGGUACAAAGUAUGAGAAUGAAUCAGAGGAAAAGAUCAGGGAACUUGUCGAAAACGCCGCACGAAUGGCUAAUGCUCAUGACUUCGUUACAGCGCUACCUGAAGGGUAUGAAACCAACGUUGGUCAACGCGGUUUCUUGCUUUCUGGUGGUCAGAAACAGCGUAUCGCCAUUGCUCGUGCGAUAGUCAGCGACCCUAAGAUUCUUCUUCUUGAUGAAGCUACAUCUGCCCUGGACACCAAAUCGGAAGGGGUUGUGCAGGCUGCGCUCGAUAGAGCUGCUGAGGGUCGUACCACUAUUGUGAUUGCUCAUCGUUUGUCUACGAUCAAAUCAGCUCACAAUAUUGUGGUUAUGGUCAAUGGUCAGAUUGAGGAACAAGGAACACAUGACGAAUUGGUCAGCCGGAAAGGGGCUUAUCUCAACCUCGUCGAAGCGCAGCGUAUCAAUGAAGCGAAAGACGCAGAAGCUUUGGAAAUCGACUCCGAUAUGGAUGAGGAUGACUACGCCAAGGAAGAGGUUGCCCGUAUCAAGACUGCUGGCAGUGGUUCGGUUUCGUUGAAUGCAGAUGGUGAAAAGGACGAAAAACUGGUGGCGCGAACUACCACUAAGAAAUCCAUCUCGAGUGUCGUUCUAUCCAAGAGAAGCCCCGAAACCGAAGAGAAAUACUCCCUAUGGGCAUUGAUCAAAUUCAUCGCCUCAUUCAACCGCCCCGAGCGCUUUAUCAUGCUAAUCGGGUUUGUUUUCUCUUUUCUCGCCGGUGGAGGCCAGCCCACUCAAGCUGUGCUAUACGCCAAGGCAAUCAGCGCGAUCUCAAUGCCCCUCAGCAUGAGUUCCGAGAUAACGCACCAGGCGAACCUUUACUCCCUUCUUUUCUUUAUUGUUGGAAUUGUUCAGUUUAUCAAUCUUUCUAUCAACGGUACCAUGUUUGCCUUCAGCUCCGAGAGAUUGAUCCGCCGGGCGAGAAGCGAAGCCUUCAGAUCAAUGCUUCGUCAGGACAUAACGUUCUUCGACCGAGAAGAAAAUAGCACUGGUGCACUGACGUCUUUCCUUUCGACGGAGACCAAGCAUUUGUCUGGAAUCAGUGGAGUGACGCUGGGAACCAUCAUUAUGACCAGUACAACUUUGUUUGCAGCCAUGAUCAUUUCCCUGGCAAUUGGAUGGAAACUGGCACUCGUCUGUAUCUCUGUCGUUCCUGUUCUUCUCGGGUGCGGAUUCUAUCGAUUUUAUAUGCUUGCUCGGUUCCAGCAACGGUCCAAGGCUGCCUAUGAAGGAUCCGCUAGCUAUGCUUGUGAGGCUACGUCUGCCAUUCGCACUGUUGCUUCACUCACCCGGGAAGGAGAUGUGUGGAGUGUUUACCACGACCAGCUCACAGCGCAAGGAAGAGUAAGUUUGAUCUCGGUGUCAAAGUCUUCUCUUCUCUAUGCUGCCUCCCAGGCGCUUAUUUUCUUCUGUGUGGCUCUCGGUUUCUGGUAUGGUGGUACCCUCCUUGGUCACCAUGAAUAUUCGGUUUUCCGUUUCUUCGUCUGCUUUUCCGAAAUUCUCUUUGGUGCUCAGUCUGCCGGAACCGUCUUUUCGUUCUCACCCGACAUGGGCAAGGCCAAGAAUGCUGCUGCAGAAUUUAGAAAGCUUUUCGACCGGAAGCCAACCAUUGAUAUUUGGUCUGACGAUGGCGAGAAGAUUGAGACCAUGGAUGGUAUGAUCGAAUUCAAGGAUGUACAUUUCCGGUACCCGACUCGGGCCGAGCAGCCUGUUCUCCGGGGAUUGGACUUGACUGUUAAGCCUGGACAAUAUGUUGCCCUUGUCGGACCUAGUGGUUGCGGCAAGAGUACCACUAUUGCCCUGCUUGAGCGUUUCUACGAUGCACUCUCGGGUGGUGUCUUUGUUGAUGGCAAAGAUAUCUCACAACUGAAUGUCAACUCCUACCGCAGCUUCCUGUCACUUGUCAGUCAAGAACCAACAUUAUAUCAGGGUACAAUCAGGGAGAACAUCUUGCUCGCGGUUCAGGGAGAAGAGACCACAGAGGAGGCACUUGUUCAGGCGUGCAAGGACGCCAAUAUCUACGACUUUAUCAUGUCGCUUCCUGAGGGAUUCAACACUGUUGUCGGUAGCAAAGGAGGUAUGCUGUCUGGUGGCCAAAAGCAGCGAGUGGCCAUCGCACGAGCUCUCCUCCGGAACCCUAAGGUCCUCCUCCUGGACGAAGCCACCUCUGCCCUUGAUUCAGAGUCCGAAAAGGUCGUGCAAGCAGCGCUGGAUGCCGCUGCCCGAGGUCGUACAACGAUUGCCGUCGCACACCGUCUGAGUACCAUCCAGAAGGCCGAUGUCAUCUAUGUAUUCGACCAAGGCAAGAUUGUGGAGAGUGGAACGCACCAGGAAUUGAUCCGCAGCAAGGGCCGUUACUACGAACUGGUGAACAUGCAAAGUCUCGGAAAGGCUUAAUUUUGCCUUUCUUGCUUAUUAUAUAUAUACCCUAAUGUCUUUUUUCUUUCGUCCUACCCUCCCCCUUCACCUACACUACCUUUUUGUGAACAUACCCCUCUCUCAUAAUGUCAUAAUGACUGUGUUCCGUUGUACAGAUUAUAACUGACUUCCCCCCUCUUCCUCUUCUUCGCUUUUCAAAAGUCACCAGUUAGAUUCCCCCGCGGGCUAUUGUAUUGGGAGUUGUUGGACUUUUCUAUUGUCUUUAGAUGAAACAAUCUCGCGAUAUUUAUAGCUGGAUAGUGGAUGAAUAAUGAAAUUAAUGGAUAAUGUCCAUUCAGUUAACAUUAAAUUCGAUUGUGUCUUGUUCGAGCAUUGAUCAUAUAUCAUACAUCAUAAAAAUACAUCACCUGAGUUAAAUCCUCCAUUCAAUCUUUAUCACCUAUCCCAUACUCCCUCUGUACAUCAAUCUGUCGCACGCCGCGCGCAUCAGCAAUAAGACCCAUCAAUCCCUGCCCG
Aspergillus wentii DTO 134E9 is the source of this 4820-nucleotide messenger RNA. It is a transcript of the gene mdr1, whose product is annotated as ABC multidrug transporter Mdr1. Gene Ontology annotation, cellular component: membrane. The coding region runs from base 276 to 4322 and encodes 1348 amino acids. Gene Ontology annotation, biological process: transmembrane transport. The record is from RefSeq and is a predicted model, not a curated record. The transcript has 3 exons. NCBI's taxonomy places the organism in Eukaryota, Fungi, Ascomycota, Eurotiomycetes, Eurotiales, Aspergillaceae. Gene Ontology annotation, molecular function: ATP hydrolysis activity; ABC-type transporter activity; ATP binding.